Messenger RNA from Oreochromis aureus, 837 nucleotides. RefSeq lists its product as uncharacterized. The transcript is spliced from 6 exons. The record is from RefSeq and is a predicted model, not a curated record. Bases 208 to 837 code for a protein of 209 amino acids. Lineage: Eukaryota; Metazoa; Chordata; Actinopteri; Cichliformes; Cichlidae.
GUUUGAGCCAUGUCAUGAAAAAUGCCAAGGACCUUUGUAAAAAACACAUUCCAGAGAACUACAGGCUUGGGAUGCAUGUGUUUGGGCUCCUUGCAUGCUGUGAUAACUUAAAAGACAUGGAUGAUGUUGUCCAUAGUGCAGCAAUAGUGUUUUGCAGUCCUUGUAGUGGAAGGAACGUAACAAAACUACAACAACUUGAAAAUCCUUAUGCAAAAAAGGGGGACCCUGGAUUUGGAUGAAAAGACUGUGAUUGCUGAGGACUACAAGACUGAUGUUCAGAAUGCCCCAUUGAAGACCCAUUUCCAGGAAAUUGUUGACAAUGCAACACUGGACUGUGAGGGUGAAAGAAACAUCUUUCAUGCACCCAAAUUUGUUGCUGGUCUGGUAAAUCACCUUCUACCACAUGCAACUUUGUGGUCAUCAAUGAUGCUCGGGGACCUUGGACGUCAUGGUACUGGUCCUGCUUACCAGCAGCUCAGUAAACUCUAUGGUGACAUUCAGCAAUCCAAGAAGCAGAAUUUUACACAAGUCAACAGAACCCAAGGAAUCAUGGAGAAAAGCCAGUGGGAUUUGAAAAAAAUCUGUAUCCAGAGAAGGAGACUGACAAGGCUUGAUGACUUUGUGGAAAUUUAUCAGAAAAUGCACGAUGCCCUCCUGCUUGAAUAUGCAGACAUGAAAAAAUCAAGACAAAAGUCUUUUGGCGUGGAAAUGGAGAAAUGGAAAGACAAACGCAUUAAACGAAAAGGUGUGUAUGUGUCACCGUUAGUGACAGAACUGCCACUGAAGAAAAAGAAAACCGAGAUAAGUCAUCAUGUUCCCAUUAUUUUCAAUAAUUAA